This is a messenger RNA of Suillus bovinus, 945 nucleotides long. RefSeq names its product ribosomal RNA-processing protein 7-domain-containing protein. The transcript is spliced from 2 exons. Lineage: Eukaryota; Fungi; Basidiomycota; Agaricomycetes; Boletales; Suillaceae. Gene Ontology annotation, cellular component: CURI complex; UTP-C complex. Gene Ontology annotation, molecular function: nucleic acid binding. Bases 1 to 945 code for a protein of 314 amino acids. The record is from RefSeq and is a predicted model, not a curated record. Gene Ontology annotation, biological process: rRNA processing; ribosomal small subunit assembly.
AUGUCCGUUGUACCGAAAUGUCUAUCGGGUUUCACUGUCAUUCCAAUUGCAUACACAAGUUCAUCGCAUUUCAUCUAUGCGAGAGCUCAUGCCCCUCCUAAAUCCAAAUCGUUCAAACCUAAAAAUGCUCUACCUGAAGGACGCACGCUGUUCUUAGUCAACGUGCCACCAGAUGCGACAGAGCGUGAGCUCAUACUGCUAUUCAAAGACUGUGGGACCGUAGAGCGCGUCUUAUUUGACUUUAACUCUGCCGACGCUCUGGCAGAGCACGCAUCUGAUUCUGACGAGGAGAUGGCCGAGGCUGCUGAAGACUCCGAUACUGAAGCACGACCUCGCAAGAAAAGGAAGCUCCAGACUUCCGAGCCCACGCCUCCUCAAGUGAUACCCCUCCCUUCUCCAUCCCUUCGCAUACUGCGCAAAACUGGGUCUUGUGCCCAUCUCAUAUUUUCCGAUGCUUCAUCUCUUGCAAAAGCACUUUUGUCCCCUACGUCACCCAAGCCAUGGCCAUCUUCGGAGGAACCCCGUGGUCUUUCUCAUUAUAUGGCAAAAUAUGAUAAAGAGCGGCCUCCGCUAGACGCUAUCAAAGCUCACGCAGACAGCUUUAUGGAACGCUUUGAAUUUGACCUUUCGAAGAAUAAACAAGAAGCCAAGUACCGGAAAGGGGAGGCAAUUGUGGACGAGGACGGGUUCACGCUCGUUACUAGAGGAGGUGCUUACGGACAAACGCUUGGCGGAGGUGUGGGCGUUGCCAGCAAGAAGUUUAUGCUUACUGGGAAGACUGGAAGUGGAAGAAAGAAGGGUAAAAAUAAGGAGAAGGGUGCCUUCUAUGCCUUCCAGAAGGCUGAAAAACAACGGAAAGCUAUACUCGACCUGAAGAAGAACUUCGAGGCGGACAAGCAACGUGUAGAACAACUGAAGGAAUCACGGCGGUUCAAGCCUUAUUGA